Messenger RNA from Lineus longissimus, 3401 nucleotides. RefSeq names its product TBC1 domain family member 15-like. The transcript is spliced from 14 exons. Gene Ontology annotation, biological process: activation of GTPase activity. Gene Ontology annotation, molecular function: GTPase activator activity. Bases 12 to 2084 code for a protein of 690 amino acids. The record is from RefSeq and is a predicted model, not a curated record. NCBI's taxonomy places the organism in Eukaryota, Metazoa, Nemertea, Pilidiophora, Heteronemertea, Lineidae.
UAAAAACAAAAAUGGCUGACGAGAGGGUGAUCUUCAACAAAGAAGGUGUCUUCCUUCAUAGCAAUUCAGACAGUUCAAGUGAGGACUCCUUGAUUGGUGGCACGCUUUACUUUGUGGAGCAGAUCGAUGGUUUGUACAUAGACUGGCGACCGUUGGAUGAUGAAGAUGAUGAACCAAGCCACAGUGAAGACUGGGCGGUCAUCAAUGCAGUCUCAUAUAAAUCAGACAGAGAGAAUGGCGCAUCAGGUGGUUCUGUUAUCAUGAAGGAGAGAGAGCCGCCACCAAACAUGCCUAGUCCGCAAAUAGAGAAGAAACCGAGACGCCAUAAGAACAUCAUCAAAUUUGAUGUCACCGAUUUGAAAAGCUUCCGACGGUCUAAACCAAGUCUUGGCUGGUCCUACCUCAUCUUCAUCCUGAAAGAUGGAACAACCUACCCUGCUCUACAUUUCCAUCAGGGUGGCACCAAAAUUCUGAUCAAAGAACUUGAGAGAUACUUGGCUAUAAAAAGAUCUGCCAAGGAUUCCAGGCUGUACUUGGUCAGGGAACAUGACCCUGGAGCCCUUCAUAGAUCGUUUGAUGAACUUCAGAUAUUUGGUGAGACAUCUGCUGACUUUGUGUCGAGAUAUGAUGCAGCCCUGGCAAAGUCUGCCUAUGCACUGCGUGUAGGAGGUCGUGCCCAUUCCCGCUCUUCCUUCUCGAAAUUCAUUCGUGAUCCAUAUUCAACCACUCUGGGUGGGUUCAGCAAAGUGACCAACUUCCUGCGCGAUACCCUCCUUCAACCUGACAUCCAGGUGCGACCACAAGAUGAAAUCGCUGACAUUCUGCAUGAAGAGUUGCCUGUGCCAGGUGUUGACAUCAACCAUCAGGAUGAGCCUGGAUAUGAGGUUAUAACAUGCACUGAACUUCCACCUCGACUAGAAGUAAAGAGGGGUUACCCCCUGUCACCUGGCCAGUGGUCCAAGCACAUGGACAAAGAGGGCUUCGUUCACAAUCUACCAGAAGUCAUGGAAAUAAUAUUCAAAGGGGGAGUUGAUCCUUCAAUAAGAAUAGAAGUAUGGAAGUUUCUGCUUGACACAUAUAAAUGGGAGUCGACAUACAAGGAAAGAACAGAAACCCGAAAGAAGAGGGUGGAUGACUAUUUCCGGAUGAAACUGCAGUGGAAAUCAGUGUCUGAGGAGCAGGAGAAACGGUUUUCCUUCAUGAGAGACCGGAAGAGCUUGAUAGAAAAAGACGUCAACCGGACAGACAGGACGCACAAGUUCUUUCAAGGGGAGAAUAAUCCAAAUCUCCAAGUUCUGAAUGAUAUUCUACUGACAUACUGCAUGUAUAACUUUGAUUUAGGUUAUGUGCAGGGUAUGAGCGAUCUGUUGGCCCCAAUCUUGGUUGUAAUGGAGAAUGAAGUGGAUUCAUUUUGGUGCUUUGCGGGAUUUAUGGAGAAUGUCGCUCACAACUUUGAGAUGGAUCAGCAGGGCAUGAAGACACAGUUAUCACAGCUUCAUACAUUGGUACAGUUCCUAGACCCACAGCUUUGUAAUUAUUUAGAGAGUCAUGAUUCCAGUAACAUGUACUUCUGUUUCCGAUGGCUGCUCAUUAUAUUCAAGAGAGAGUUCUCGUUUCCUGAAGUCAUGAGGCUAUGGGAGGUGAUGUGGACAAAUAAACCUUGCAAGAACUACCAUCUCCUAAUCUGUAUUGCCAUACUAGACACCGAGAAGAACACACUCAUUGAGAAUGGGUUUGGCUUUACGGAGAUACUCAAGCACAUCAAUGAUAUGUCCGGCCACAUUGAGCUCGACUACACCUUAGAAAAAGCGGAAUCGAUUUACCUCCAGCUUGCAAACUGCCAACGACUACCAAAGCAAAUCUGUGAGAUCAUAGGCCUACCGUACCAACCCACUGAUGUUAUUGAUCAAGAUGUCUCGCCAAAUAGUGAUAUGUCUCCACAAGGAGGUGCUAUGACACUGCCUUUACGGAAUGGUAGCACAGUGGACUCGGAUCAUAACACUGGUCCUACAACCCCUGAGGACAGUAGCAUUGAGAUACUACCAGAUAUUGACCCUGUAAACAGUACAAAUCCAGCCUGGUAGGCCGAGGCUUUUAACGGGAACGAAGUUUCAUAUGGGCCUUGUAUUUUCUUCUAACAUGUUAGCUAAGUAUUGACAGUGAAAAUGUCUGAUAAUAUUCAUCAACUCGAGAUGAAACCAAGUUUAGAAAUGAAGGAAAGAUAGAUAAUGAAUGGUUUAAGGGGUAUGUGGACUACUGAUCAACAAUUAGAAAACUGCCACAUUGACUGCAAAGCUUGUAGUUGCUAGGAAACUGGGUAAAAUGGCGCUGCUGGUGUUAAAUUGGCAACGUCCUCUUUGGAAAGUUUGCAAAAUAUCUCAUCCAGAGAAAGGACGAGGAAAAGGUAUUAUCUCAAUGUCAAAUUUCACCCACUUCAAUCUUUCAUGAUCUUUUCUGACAAAUAUGGACUUUGUGAUAUUUAAUAUUUGUUCAUGGGCUGUUUGUAGGGAUUGUGGAACAUGCUUUAUCUAUCUCUGUUGAUAUCUAUCCAUGUUAUUCUAAGCUCAGUAAAUUGGCUCAAUGCAAGUGUUGCUUUGAUGUCGAGUUUUGUUGAUAUGGUACUGUAAUAACGUGAAGUGCUGCUGUCACUUGAAGUGUUUUGGAGUCAUCGGGGUUCAUUGUAUGAUAGUGUAACACCCCACAUAUCAAAACCUUACCUAAAUCAACAAAUCCUCUUAUCUGGCUACUGAAAUGAUGUACAGUUCCUUGCACAUGUAUAUGAAGUGUGAGGUUGGUUCAGGUCAAGAGAUCCCGAAUACCUCUCGUUCUUAUCUGUAAAUCUCUGUGGCCAUCUGAUGGGAUUUACAAUCUUGUAAAAAUUGGCUUUCAUUCAUUUUGUUCUCGUCUUCUGAUGUGUUCAGUGCAAUCUUGCAAAAAAUUAACUGGUAAUCACUAAAAACUGAUUGUGGAGCCUGGGUUUUUCUUGAUAUAAGAUGCUCAAAUUAUAGAAGUGCCUUUUGUAGCCCUUGGCCAAUCUGUUCAGAAUGAGUUAAGUCACUAACCUUAAUGUGACUAACUUCUUUUAACAUCCUGGCCCUGGUAACUCAUUGGCUUAUCUAUUAUAGAGUUUUCUCUUCUAUUCGUAUUGUAAUCAGUUUCCACAAAAAUAAGAUAUAUUUGAAAUGACAAAUUGUUCGAUAAUGCUAUAAUUUAGAGCAUGAUACGGCAUGGUAUGUAUUGCUUACAUAGCCAUUAGGUGCAUGCCAUGUUGAAUCUCCAUACCAAGGUAAUGAUAAUGAAUUAGAGAUGUCAAGUAUCUUGGAAAGUCACUGUAAAUAUUGAUGUAAAUAUGCAUUCUGUACAGAUUGUGCCAAGUUGGAAUAAAUGCUGUAGUUUUAUAU